Amoebophrya sp. A120 is the source of this 3867-nucleotide messenger RNA. The record is from the annotation of a GenBank genome assembly. Lineage: Eukaryota; Dinophyceae; Syndiniales; Amoebophryaceae.
AGCGUGCUUUAUUUGCUUAUCCUCAAAUUUCCGCAGAGAACCUAACCUCAAUACUACCCGAUUACUUUCUCGUUCCCUGGUUGUCCCAUCAAUACUGUAGUAGUCCGAUUACUUGUACUCCCCAAGAUACACACUGGUCUAGUCUAUCUUUCAUCUGUUAGUUUUCAUGAGCUGUGCUGGUACAGUGAACCUCUUUCAAGAACAUCUUCCCUGGAGUAGAAGACCGUAAUUUCGCGGUAGAAGUGGUCUUCGUGGUUAUUCCUGAUUUAUUUGCACGGUAGAAACAAAAGUUUGUUUUCACAGUUGCAGAAGAAGCUAAGCGUAAGUACGGCUAAUAUUUAUCACACCGGACACAAUAGCAACAUAACAAGCGCUGGCCUUGAGUAGAAGUAAGCGUGAAAAGGUCUUCUACUGCUCCUGCUGGACCCCAACCCAGAGAUUAGAUCAAAAACUGAUCGUCUUCCACUGACCUGGUUCACGCCUGCUGUGGUUCUCCGGACGCUUCACCUCCAAUUUCGUGGAAACAAAACGAUCGCUAUGGCCGUCCAGCCAGCCACCAAAUCGUGGUCGACGGAGACCAGCCAGAAACAGCAGGGGUAUUGGGAGGAAGACCGGAACAACAGACUGAGGUCCGCGUUGGAGGCGAUAGCAAGCAGCAGCCUCGACCAGCAGACGUUUCAACUUUUGAUUCUGCUACAGGACGAAGUGUUUCUCUCCGACGAGUUCCGCCAAAAAGAGAGAUUGUUCGUCCAGAAGUAUUAUGCACAAUAACAAAUAUCGGUCUGGGUCUGGAAAUUUGUGUUGCUGAAACUUGCAGUGCAGAGUGCCGGCAUGUAGUAGUACUUGGUAGAAUUCUAGCAUGACAAGUUCUUAUUCUUAUUCUCGGCUGCUUGCCGAAAAUUCACUCCUCGCGUUCUUUAGUUCAUGACAAAAAGAAAAUUGAGGAUGACAAAAAAGCUGGCGACUCGGCGCAUUUAGAUGUCAUCACAGAUCUAGUUGGCUCUGAACUCUUGCAUGACAUCAAAUCCGGACCCAGAUCUUCGAUAUUUGCGGUGCAUAAGUACAGGAAAGAGCUUCUAGCGUUAGAGGGAGGCGAGGACAUGGAUCUAGUUCGUCCAGACCACGAAGAUCAUGGAGACAAUAAUCAAAAGACGGGCAUCAACAUCAACAUCGAUGCCGCGGGAGCACAACAACUGUUUGAGGAAUACCAGCAGCUCUUCAAGAAGGUCGCGGAAGAAAGGUUAACCGGAAACAACGCCCCCGACCACAUUGCGCUCAGCGAGAAACAGCAGCUGCUCUCGAUCACGCAAAAACCGUCUGCGUUUCUGAACCGGUAUCCUGAGGAAAAACGUCCCCACCCCAUAGUCAAAUUGGUAAAUCUGCAACACAAAUCGCCACGCUUUGGGAGUUGCGCAUGACAAGUUUCCGUCUGUGGUAUAGUAGUGGUUAGCAAGGCAAGCCGCAUAAGAAAACCAAUUUCUCAUCCUGUUUACAGCAUUACAAAUGCCAAAUCUCGAUUGGAAACGCCUCUCAUGGGGAUGCGCAUUACAAAUGUUCCCGUCAUCGCGCAUUUGCAUUACAACUCUGGGGUGGGGACGUUUUUGCUAAGCAUAACCGGGCCCGGAUGCUUUUAGAUAAAAGUGUAGCCUUCCAGUCCGAAUUUCAAGUCGCGUUUUCCCUCCUGGAAGCCUUGUCCCGGGUGAAAAACUUCCGGCAGGUAUUGCAGCGGCUGGCCCGCACCACGGAGAUGGUCCAGGACAUCGUGCAGGGAAAGGAUGCCGACCAGCAACUGGAGGUGCUGCGUUUGAUGGCGGCCGUGCAGGUAAAAGUCCUGCCGGAAUACGAGAAAAGCAUGAAGGCGGAAAUCGAGCAGCGGUUUGCCAGGUACUAGAAUGGUGCAACUGAGACCUAGCUGAACCGUCAAGCAUCGUCUACAUGUUCUUGUAAUUGUGCUGCACCACGAGCACGACAAGAUUCUUUUUCAUGUUUCACAGCGUACGCGUAGAAGGGCAUGCUUAUACAUAGAAGCCACUGCGGAUUGUACAACAUUGACACGAUGCGUCCACCUAGUACAACUCGGUAUGAUCCAAUAAAAUGAAUAAGGUAUCGCAAGCUCCUUGGGGCCGCGUCGACAACAUCUACAGCGUCUCCUGAGUGGGAAGUUUUGGCUUUCACUCCCGAGAUCCACAUCUCUGUCACCUACGACGAGGACACCCGGAAGUCUUUGAUUCGCACGGUGAUGCGGCUGCAGAACUUCAACCUCCGCGAGGCGCUGGACUGCUUCGGCAACCUCUCCGCGGAGAGGACCAGCUGGGACCAAAAGUGGGAUAAAAACAACCAGGAGUACCUAGUAAACCGGUCGGGGAAAAAGCAAGAGGCGCUGGAAGAGUUGUUUAAACCCCAUUUAACGAAAGUCCUGAAGGUAGGGAAAACCUGCGUCCGGGGGGAGCGGUUCGCUUUGGUUCACUUGAACGCCUUCCCGACUUGGAUGAAGUGGCUCAUUGGAAUCCCAGAGACGGUGACGGUCCGGAAUAUUAUGAACCCGAUUUUUCAACAGCAGCAGGCGGAAAUAGCUGCAACUACAACUCCGCCCAUUUGCGGCAUGGCCUACGCGGCGUGCUCUUGGGAUAUCGAACAGGACGAGCCCCUUCCGGAUGGGGCCGCGUUCAAAACUGUGAAAGCCGGCUGUUUGCGGAAAGAUCCGUACGACAAAAACAGUUGCUAUGUUAUCAUUUGUAAAAACGUCCCCACACCAGGGUCACGUUGGGAAUCUAGCAACACAAAUCUCCAUGUUUUGGGAGCUAUGCAUGACAAGUUUCCCUCUGCAGUGUAGUGCUGGUUGGCAAGGGAAGCCGCAUGAGAAAGCUACUCCCUGAUCCUGUUUACAGCAUUACAAAGACCAAAACACGACUAAAAACACGUCUCAUGGAGCUGCGCAUUACAAAUGUUCCUGUUAUUGCGCAUUUGCAUGACAACUCUGGGGUGGGGACGUUUUUACUCAGGAUAAAUGUGGUGGAUUACACGGAGACAGAUUCACUGACCUGGGUGCCAAACUGGGUGCUGGCGAAGGCGCUGGAGGGGUUCGGUAUGGCGCAUCUGAACGAAAUGUUGAAUCUGUACAGGGAGCGGAAAUAUCAAUUGCAAAUUUGUUUUAGGUCUGACGAUCAACAUAUGGAAAGAACAAAGAACUUGUGUCAUGCGCUACUACAUACAAGUACUGCUGAUUGAUGUACUAGGUCGGGCAAUCAAGUAUGCGAAGUGUCGUGCACUACAAGAUGCCGUGUGUUUGUAUGAGAAACAAAAGUAUUUUUGUGGGCAUAAGUAAAGAGAUUGAUAGAUGAUUUUGACUUACCGAGAACACGCGAAUCCAAGUCUUUCCAGUGGUUCAGACCCAUUUGUUUGCCGUUGAUAGCAAGUCGAGAGAACAAAUUGCGCCAGGUGGAGCAGGGGGAAAGUGACAACUACUCGAAUGCGGAAAUAAACAACUCAGGGGCCGCCACUCGUCAGCGCGGCUUCAUCUGUACACAAUUCCACCGCCGGACUUCUAAAAAUGGCUGGUCACGUCGUUUUUUUGGACGCCUUUUUAUCUGCUUUCCGUUUUCUCGCAUCAGCUCGUGCAAUGACGGCGUCUGAUCAUGAGUGAUGUUUCUGUAAGCCGGAAGUUCUAUUAUGAUAUUUUGUGCUGUCGUGCUACCAGUCCUGUCCGUCUCAGUCUCUGGACAGAACAAGUGGUUUUCGGAUUUUAUCCGAUAAAAGAGAUCCUCUUUCCCAUGAAACCGAUGCUACAAUCAUUUACCCAUUCUUGUGCAAGAAGAAGAAUCAGAUGCGUGGUUUCUAUUUCGUACGACAUCUUCACUUCAGUCCGGA